AUGGCAGGAAUGACAGCGAAAGUCUUCUACGGCAGCUCCCGACAGAAACAUGGACAAGGUGAGAAGCCUUUUACCUGUAACAUUUGUAACAAGAACUUUACUUCCAAGAGUCACUUGACUACUCACAGCAGAAUUCACACAGGUGAGAAGCCUUUUGAAUGUCUAUCCUGUGGAAAACGCUUCACCUCUAAGACUGAUCUUAAUGUUCACACCAGAAUUCACACUUGUGAGAAACCUUUUCAAUGCCUGUCCUGUCCAAAAAGCUUCACUCAGAAAUCUAAUUUUGACAAGCACAUGAGAAUUCACACUGGUGAGAAGCCUUUUACCUGUAACAUUUGUAACAAGAACUUUACUGAAAGAAGCAGUUUGACUAGACACACCAGAAUUCACACAGGUGAGAAGCCUUUUGAAUGUCUUUCCUGUGGAAAACGCUUCACUCGGAAAUCUCAUUUUGACAGGCACAUGAGAAUUCACACGGGUGAGAAGCCUUUUGAAUGUCUAUCCUGUGGAAAACGCUUCACCUCUAAGACUGAUCUUAAUGUUCACACCAGAAUUCAUACAGGUGAGAAGCCUUUUGAAUGUCUUUCCUGUGGAAAAAGCUUCACUCAGAAAUCUAGUUUUGACAGGCACAUGAGAAUUCACACUGGUGAGAAGCCUUUUUUAUGUCUGUACUGUGGAAAACGCUUCACCUCUAAGACUGUUCUUAAUACUCACAUCAGAAUUCACACUGGUGAGAAGCCUUUUGAAUGUCUUUCCUGUGGAAGAUGCUUCACUCGGAAAUCUCAUUUUGAGAUACACAUGAGAAUUCACACGGAUGAGAAACCUUUUUCCUGUACCAUUUGUAACAAGAAUUUUACUGCCAAGAGUCAAUUGACUACACACAUGAGAAUUCACACAGGUGAGAAGCCUUUUGAAUGUCUUUUCUGUGGAAGAUGCUUCACUCAGAAAUCUCAUUUUGAGAUACACAUGAGAAUUCACACAGGUGAGAAGCCUUUUGAAUGUCUUUUCUGUGGAAGAUGCUUCACUCAGAAAUCUCAUUUUGAGAUACACAUGAGAAUUCAUACAG
Messenger RNA from Cyprinodon tularosa, 1066 nucleotides. RefSeq names its product gastrula zinc finger protein XlCGF8.2DB-like. Gene Ontology annotation, molecular function: DNA-binding transcription factor activity, RNA polymerase II-specific; RNA polymerase II cis-regulatory region sequence-specific DNA binding. The transcript has 4 exons. The annotation marks the transcript as partial. The record is from RefSeq and is a predicted model, not a curated record. Gene Ontology annotation, biological process: regulation of transcription by RNA polymerase II; central nervous system development. NCBI's taxonomy places the organism in Eukaryota, Metazoa, Chordata, Actinopteri, Cyprinodontiformes, Cyprinodontidae. Gene Ontology annotation, cellular component: nucleus.